Molecule: messenger RNA, 1827 nt
Organism: Stegodyphus dumicola
Lineage: Eukaryota; Metazoa; Arthropoda; Arachnida; Araneae; Eresidae
Gene: Ddc
Product: aromatic-L-amino-acid decarboxylase
Biological process (GO): catecholamine metabolic process; carboxylic acid metabolic process; amino acid metabolic process
Cellular component (GO): cytoplasm
Molecular function (GO): pyridoxal phosphate binding; aromatic-L-amino-acid decarboxylase activity
Source: RefSeq, a predicted model, not a curated record
UACGCGAUAUAAAACUUAAAACACUUCGAUGUAAUUUCAUACAUUUUCUUGUCAGGUUUGCAUUGGAUAUCAAGGCCACGUUGAGAAAGAAAUAUGGAUUCCAAGGAGUUCCGGCGUUACGCUAAGGAGAUGGUUGAUCUGGUAGCCGAUUACAUGGAUACGAUCAGAGAUCGGCCGGUUCUGCCGGACGUGCAGCCCGGUUACAUCAAGCAACUCUUGCCGAGUUCUCCUCCAGAGGAGCCGGAGCCUUGGCGUAAUAUCCUCGCCGAUGUGGAGAAGGUCGUAAUGCCUGGAAUGACUCACUGGAAUUCACCCCAUUUCCAUGCUUAUUUCCCGACAGGAAAUUCUUAUCCUGCGAUGAUAGCCGACAUCUUGGCAGGUGCCCUUACUUGCAUUGGAUUCACAUGGAUAUCAAGCCCUGCGUGUACGGAAAUGGAAAUGGUAAUGUUGGAUUGGUUGGGAAAAGCACUAAAACUGCCUGCUCAUUUCCUGUUCGAAUCUAUGGGACCUGGAGGUGGUGUCAUACAGGGAACAGCAAGUGAGGCUACCUUAGUAGCGCUGUUAGGUGCAAGAAGCAGGGUCUUAAAUUUAUCGAAGGAUGCCAAACUAGAGAAGCUUGUCGCAUAUGCCUCAGAUCAGUCGCAUUCUUCCGUGGAAAGAGCAGCUUUGCUGGGUGCCGUUCGAAUGCGGCUUCUGCCUACCGACUCUCAACUUUCAUUGCGAGGCGACACGCUCUCCAAAGCCAUACGAGAGGAUCGAGAGAAUGGAUACAUACCUUUUAUGGUUGUGGCAACAUUAGGAACAACGAACACGUGCGCCUUUGAUAACCUUAAUGAAAUUGGCCCCGUUUGUGCUAGGGAGAAACUGUGGUUGCAUAUCGACGCCGCUUAUGCCGGAUCUUCUUUCAUCUGUCCGGAAUUCAGACCUCUUCUUGAUGGAGUAGAAUUCGCUGACACUUUCAAUUUUAACCCUCACAAAUGGAUGUUGGUGAACUUUGACUGCUCGGCCAUGUGGGUGAAGAACAGGCAGGACAUCACUGAAGCAUUUUCCGUUAAUCCCACUUACCUCAGGCAUGAUAAAGAAGGACUCAUUCCAGAUUACAGGCACUGGCAGAUUCCGUUAGGGAGACGUUUUCGUUCCCUCAAACUCUGGUUUCUCUUCAGAAUGUAUGGAGUAGAAGGACUGAGGAAACACAUUCGAAAACAAGUGGCACUGGCAAAAGAAUUCGAAAAAUUGCUGCACAAUGACGAAAGAUUUGAAGUAGUGGGACCAGUUCUUUUAGGAUUAGUUUGCUUCCGAAUAAAAGGACCGGAUUCGCUCAACGAAGAUAUUUUGAAACUGAUCAACGAAAGGAAAAAUAUCCACAUCACGCCUACUCGAGUCAGAGGACGUUACAUUCUCCGAUUCGCCAUCUGUUCCCGUUUGACAACCUCAGAUGAUGUCCUUUUUGCUUGGAAUGAAAUUUUAGAAGUGCUUCAUCUAGUCAAGAGCAAAUAAAAAUAAUCCUACUACGUUUAUCUCUGUAUUUAUCUAUUUUUUUGCCUAUAGUUAUUAAGAAAUAUCUGUUAUCUGCUUCAUAUCACACAAAUAAUAAUAGCAAGAGAUUCAGCUGAACUUGCAAUUUAUCGUUUCUCUGAGUGGCAGCAAUAUCUGACUGUUGUAAAUAUUUUAUAUUUGUUUAUGCUUUUAAAACAGUAACAAAUAAAAAUAUUUAGUCUAUACAAAUUUACGUCUUUCCUUCACCCCAAACAUUUAAUGUUGUGAUCUCUGUUAAUACUGUGAAUGAUGUAUAUUAUUUAAACAAUUAAUAAAUUUGUUGUCUGCGGC